CGUUGCGUAAAACCAACUACUUACUACAUGUAGAAUGGGUUUAGGUGAUAUGUUCCACGAUUUUUUCUUUGGUUCAAAUAAACGCCGUCCUGGUCCAAUUGAAGACGGUGAUCAACUCUUCAAACAUGGCCAGCAGAUUCCUGGGAAUAGAAGAGGUAGAGAUGAGUUUGAAGAUUUUAACAGUAUCUUUACUGAAAGUUUUGGUGACAUGGAAAAACACAUGGAAAUGAUGCAAAGAGAAAUGGAGACUAUAUUUCGCAGAUUUGGAGCAAUGGACAUACCAUUUGAUAGUUUUCCUGAGAGAGAUCCAAGUAGAAGAGAGGAUAACCCUAGAGACUCCAUGCUGAAAGAGGCAGAUUCUCCACCAGAAAGUCGGACCUCUCCUCCACUUCCUCAGCCCUGGGGACAUCGUCACUUUUUUGAUGACUUUUUUCGAAAGUUUGACGCACAAGAACCAGGAAUCAAGGAGGAUAAAGACUUAGAUAAAGAAGCAAAAGAUAUUGACAUUGCCCAAGUAUUUACUGAUCCAAAAUCUGGAAUAGUGCCAUCAGCUCCACAGAGAGGGGGGAUAUUCAGCAGUGGGAGUAGCAUCUCGGUGACCACUAUUAGGGGUGCUGAUGGGAGAGUUGAACAAAAGAGGACAGUUAGAGACUCAUCAGGGCGGGAGGAGACAACUGUCACACGCACGGUAGGGGACCAAACCCAUACAGUAAUAACCAAAGUAGACCCCUCAGGAACCCCUGAAACAACUGAAACCUUCACAAAUAUUGAUGAGGGAAAUAAGAAAGAUUUUAAUGAUAAGUGGGACAAUUCUGCACGAAAUCCUAGUCAGCCUAUGUUAUUACCAGACAAUCCACAGAAAAAGCCAGGACAACCUGAUGACAGAUCCUUCUACGACAGAUUGUUUGAAAUGAGACUCUUUGGACCAAAAGAUGAUAAAUAGCAUCCUCCUGUACAUUGUAAAUAAGGGCUUUAAUUUUACUGUUAAUAUUUCGUAAUGUACAGAUUUAGAAGUCUACAUUGUCUUUCAGUUUAUGGUGUAGGAAAAUAAAGAGUUUGACUGUGUUGAGUUAUUUUUGUCUGUAGGGAUUCAUUGUUAGACAAAAUAUUUUAGAAAAACCAGAAAGUACUACCACAUCCAAGGGAAAAAUAAAUAUUGUCAAAUGUCUUAUGUUACAAAGUUUAUUUAAUGCCAUUUCUUUUUGGGGAAAUUUUAAUAUUAACAUGAACCUUAAACAUAUAUACACAUUGACUCAACCAUAAGUUUUGUCAGUAUAAUUAAUGAC
Saccostrea echinata is the source of this 1286-nucleotide messenger RNA. RefSeq names its product HCLS1-associated protein X-1-like. The transcript is spliced from 7 exons. The coding region runs from base 35 to 943 and encodes 302 amino acids. Gene Ontology annotation, biological process: regulation of actin filament polymerization; negative regulation of apoptotic process. Gene Ontology annotation, cellular component: sarcoplasmic reticulum; mitochondrion; clathrin-coated vesicle. The record is from RefSeq and is a predicted model, not a curated record. Lineage: Eukaryota; Metazoa; Mollusca; Bivalvia; Ostreida; Ostreidae.